Messenger RNA from Rhododendron vialii, 1368 nucleotides. RefSeq names its product probable aspartic proteinase GIP2. NCBI's taxonomy places the organism in Eukaryota, Viridiplantae, Streptophyta, Magnoliopsida, Ericales, Ericaceae. The transcript has a single exon. Gene Ontology annotation, biological process: proteolysis. Gene Ontology annotation, molecular function: aspartic-type endopeptidase activity. The record is from RefSeq and is a predicted model, not a curated record. Bases 99 to 1343 code for a protein of 414 amino acids.
UCAUUCACAAACAGAUCAUCUCUCUCUGUCUCUCUCGCUCUCGCUCUCUCUCUCUCUCUCUCUCUCUCUCUCCUCUUCAGUCCUUCUAGUUCACUUCCAUGGCUUCCUCUCUCCAACUCCUCCUCAUAUUCUCUGUCAUCAUUUCCUCUUUUGCUCAUAAACCCACAUCACAAAAUACUCUGAUCCUUCCACUGACCAAAGAUCCAUCAACACAUCAGUACUUGACCCAUCUCUAUACGGGCACUCCAAUGGCUCCCACCAAGCUCGUAGUUGAUCUCAGCGGUCCAUUUCUCUGGCUCGAUUGUGCCUCGCGACACGUGUCAUUAUCCCACCGCCCUAUCCCCACUGGCUCCCUCCAGUGCUCGAGGGCAAAGGCCACCACUGGGUGUGGCAGUGGUAGAAGUUGUACUCUCAACACAGUGAACACCAUAACACGUGCGGCCGCACGUGGGGAUCUAGCCGAAGACAUCCUGACCGUCGAACGCGUUGAGCGAUCGGUUCGGAUCGCCACCGUUGAUCGGUUUUUAUUUUCGUGUGCACCCCCAUUGCUAGUGAAUGGACUAGCGAGUGGUACCAAAGGGAUGUUAGGCCUCGGGAGGGGCAGAAUUUCACUACCAUCACAAAUUGCCACUAGUUUCGGCAGCAUCCACCGGAAAUUCGCCGCCUGCCUCUCGUCUAACGACGGUUUUAUUGUCUCCGGCAAAGGGGUCCCGCUUCUUCGAUCCGAUGCGUCGAAUUCGCUAACGUACACGCCCCUUAUUUCCAACCAAGAGGGCACAUUAGAGGACUAUUACAUCAACGUGAAGUCCAUCAAGAUAAAUGGCAAGAGAUUGUCACUCAACACCUCAAAAUUGUCCAUGGACCAUGAGGGAAAAGGAGGGACUAAAUUGAGCACAAUUGUCCCUUACACCACUAUGGAGACCACAAUCUACGAGACAUUCACAAAAGCUUAUGUUACGGCCGCGGCUGCGACGAACAUGACUAGAGUUGCAUCCGUCGCGCCGUUCGGGGUCUGCUUCAGCUCCUCCGAUGGGGUUGAUGAAACCCGUGUGGGGCCCGCGGUGCCGGCGGUCGAUCUCGUGAUGCAGAGCGAGAUGGUGAGGUGGAGGAUACAUGGGAGGAACUCGAUGGUGGAGGUGAGUGAGGGAGUUAUGUGCUUGGGGUUUGUGGAUGGGGGUUCGAGUCCAGAUCAGGCUUCGAUUGUGAUGGGUGGCUACCAGUUGGAGGAUCAUCUUUUGGAGUUUGAUUUGGGUGCUUCCAUGUUUGGAUUUAGUUCCUCAUUGUUGGUGAGGGAAUCUAGUUGUUCUGACUUUUUGCAUUCCAUGCCUAGAGAGUCACUUUGAUUGUGAAUCAGACCAAGUUCCUCUU